CGUCAAAGAAUGCCAACCGUUUACCGCUCGUUUGCUCCGUAUUAUUUGUGGGUAUCGUUAUAUAAGCCGCGCAGCUGUGGAUUUCCGAAGAGUUCCACAUUCUUAAUUUUCAAAAUAACAUUUUUUUCCGCUUGAGGAUUCCCUCUGUCAGCGGGUGUACUGGCUGCACAAUGACCGCCCAAAUUACUGCAAUAGUAAAAUGUACUUUUAUUUUUGUUAUCGGAUGGAACAGCUUCACUGCAGCCCAGAAAGUAGCCAGAAUUGAUAUCACAAAUGGGGCACCGCUCACUAUGAGGUCACCAUCAUUUCCGUGGAAUUAUCCCAAUAAUUAUAACUAUGUUCUGUUUAUUACCGCGACUCCCGGCGCCAAAGCCAUAUUUACCUCCAGUGCCUUCAGUUUGGAAUAUGUUGGCGACUGCCGCUAUGAUUACUUCAGCGUCAACGGGCAGAGAUUCUGCGGCACCAACGGCCCGAAAAAUAACAUCGUAAACGUUGAUUCCAGUAGCCAGAUUAUUGUCCGCUUUGUUACGGACGGGUCCGUAACCAGCAGCGGUUUCUCCGUGACCUUUUGGCAAGAAGUUCCAGCGCUCACGUCGACGACGACCCCGUCUCCGACUCCAGUAUGUACGAGCAACUGCGACGGCUCUCCUCAGUGUGGAAUUCCGCAGGUUCCACCUAGGCUGACCGGCCGCAUUGUGGGAGGAACGCCGGCUCUUGCUCACAGCUGGCCUUGGCAAAUUUUCUUUAAUGUCGUUGGGACGAGUUUUUGCGGUGGCAGCUUGAUAAGCAGUAACUGGGUGCUGACAGCCGCACACUGCUGCAAAAACAAGAAUGCUGCUUCCAUCAAUAUUUAUUUGGGUGCUCAAGACAUUUCCCAACCCGAACCGGAUCGGAUCAUGCGACAAGUCAAACGUCUUGUAAUCCAUCCAAACUAUGAUUACGAUUCUAACGCCAACGACUUUUGUUUAGCUGAAUUAGUCCUGCCAGUGGAACGCAGCGCCGGCAUUAUACCGGUAUGCCUGCCCUCCGAAUCGGAUCCUCCUGUGGGGACGAAAUGCUAUGUCACCGGUUGGGGUGAAAUGCAGGCUAAUCGUGCGCGAAUGCAGCAGGUGCCCACGAGAUUGGGUCAGCAAGACGAUGCCACCAACGAAAUCAGUAUUCGAAGCAAACGCUCUGCCAGUAAUGUCCUCAUGCAAACUGAUGUCGCAAUUGUUGACCAGUCCGCUUGUAAUGCUGCCUACAGCGGAGGAAUCGAUUCAACGAUGAUAUGUGCCGCUAGUCCAGGAAAAGAUACGUGCCAAGGAGACAGCGGCGGUCCGUUGGUUUGUCAGCGUACUGGAACACAGACUUUUGUUUUAUAUGGGGUGGCUUCGUUUGGAAGAGGAUGUGGUCAGCCCGAUUUCCCUGGAGUUUACGGUAGAGUCAGCCAGGCUACAUCAUGGAUACGUAGCGUUGUUGGUAACUUCGCCUAAUAGAAGCCCAUCAUCGGAAUGAGUCUCAACUACACCGGCAGCGGUAUCGGUUUCAAAUGGUUAUACGGAUACCAGUUGGUUUAAAAACUAUGGCAGCAGGAAGUGGUGCAGAUAAAAUAUUUUUUUUAAUUGUGGUGAAAAUUGUUUUUUGUACAUUUUUACGAGGUACUAAAGUAUCUCUAGACUUUAGUGGAUACGUACGGUGGGACCGAUAAGUGCUACCGUUGUCUUAAUAUUUCUACUUUAAUCAUCAGAUACGAAAAACGAUUGACAACAUUAAACAGUUUUUCCUGUGGAAGCACGCAAGCUGU
Paramacrobiotus metropolitanus is the source of this 1783-nucleotide messenger RNA. Its product is annotated as serine protease 1-like. The coding region runs from base 171 to 1472 and encodes 433 amino acids. NCBI's taxonomy places the organism in Eukaryota, Metazoa, Tardigrada, Eutardigrada, Parachela, Macrobiotidae. Gene Ontology annotation, biological process: proteolysis. The transcript has 9 exons. The record is from RefSeq and is a predicted model, not a curated record. Gene Ontology annotation, molecular function: serine-type endopeptidase activity.